CUGAAAUCCAGUCAUUUGAGCGCCAGUCUUCGAAAUAACCCAAAUUCUACCAAAAACAAACAUUCUUUAUUGUGUUCUGUGCACUGGAAGCAGAAGUCGUAUUCAGGUGAGAGUGUUGAGAGGUACAUGGUUCAUGUUGAGUAGACUCAGUCGUGUGUUUUCUGUAGGAUCAGUCAGGCGCAGUCUAAGUUCUGUCAGCAUGCGUCUGGUUCAGUUCAGCCGACCUGGAGAAGAGGGGGUGGUAAGGGUCGGAGUGGAGGCAGAGCGAGGCAACGGCAUCGUCGAUCUAAAAGAGUUCGAUCCCUCGAUGCCUUCCAGCAUGAGAGAGUUUCUGGAGCUGGGGGAGAAGGGCAUGGAGGCUGCUCACAGAGCGAUGUCCAGUGACCAGCGAGUGAUCCCUCACUCCAGCAUUCGGCUGCUGGCUCCAGUGACCAGACCCGAUAAGGUGGUGUGUGUGGGGAUGAACUACAAAGAUCACUGUCUGGAACAGAACGCCCCCAUUCCCAAAGAACCCAUCAUCUUCAGCAAGUUCCCCUCGGCCAUCACCGGCCCCUACGACAACAUCAUCCUGCCCAACAUGAGCCAGGAGGUAGACUGGGAGGUGGAACUGGCCUUUAUCAUCGGGAAAAAAGGAAAAGAUAUAAAGGAGGAAGAGGCUAUGUCUUACAUCGCUGGAUUCACCAUAGCCAACGACGUCAGCGCUCGUGACUGGCAAAUGAGACGAAACGGGAAGCAGUGGAUUCUGGGAAAAACCUUCGACACGUUCUGUCCGCUGGGUUCUGCCCUCGUUACCACGUCAGCGCUGAAGGAUGUGCACAACCUGGGAAUCCGGUGCCUGGUUAAUGGUGAGGUGAUGCAGGACAGCAACACCAACCAACUCAUCUUCAAGACGGAGAAGCUGGUGGCGUGGGUCUCACAGUUUGUGACUCUGUACCCGGGUGACGUGUUCCUAACAGGCACUCCUCCGGGGGUGGGUGUGUUCAGGAAUCCAGCCGUCUUCCUAAAGAGAGGAGACGUGGUGGAGUGUCAGAUCGACGGGAUCGGAUCCAUCAGAAACACGGUGGUUUAACUCCAGCAUGAACGUCUGAACGUGGCUGAUCUACUCAGAUGAAUGAAUGAUUGUAAUCUGAUGAAUAUCCACAGUGAGCACUUCGAAGAUUUUCGCCUCACCCCAACACUGAGCCCUGAGAACCUGGUUCCUUCUGUUGCUUGCAAGGGUUACAUGUGGAUAUUCUGCUUACCCUUUCAACAGCAUGCAGAGGGUGAAUUGGCCAGUCUAAAUUACCCUCAAGUGUGAGUGUGUGUUAGCCUGUGAGGGCCGGGCGUCCGGUCCAGUGUUUCUAGUAGCCUCUGUACACAAAGCGUCCCUGACCAGGGAGCAGUACAUAACAAAAAUGACUCCAAUGUGUAAACAUGGCGUUAAACAACAAACAAACAGUAAUCAAAAUGACUAACAAAUAAACACAUGAACGAUUUUUCUGUAGGUAACUUUACCCUGUAGUUCCUGUAAAGUUCCAGAAGAUGGUGUACUACUGCUGUCCAGUUAUUCAAGGAAUUUGAUUUUGGGUUUGAUUUCAAAUCACUCACAAACUAAAUAAAAAUGAUUAAAGAAA
Messenger RNA from Trichomycterus rosablanca, 1613 nucleotides. RefSeq names its product fumarylacetoacetate hydrolase domain containing 2A (gene fahd2a). Gene Ontology annotation, molecular function: catalytic activity. The transcript is spliced from 8 exons. Bases 134 to 1069 code for a protein of 311 amino acids. The record is from RefSeq and is a predicted model, not a curated record. Lineage: Eukaryota; Metazoa; Chordata; Actinopteri; Siluriformes; Trichomycteridae.